Molecule: messenger RNA, 3808 nt
Organism: Pogoniulus pusillus (Red-fronted tinkerbird)
Lineage: Eukaryota; Metazoa; Chordata; Aves; Piciformes; Lybiidae
Gene: ACSL1
Product: acyl-CoA synthetase long chain family member 1
Exons: 21
Coding region: 104-2206 (700 amino acids)
Biological process (GO): long-chain fatty acid metabolic process
Cellular component (GO): endoplasmic reticulum; membrane
Molecular function (GO): long-chain fatty acid-CoA ligase activity
Source: RefSeq, a predicted model, not a curated record
AGCUCGGCUUAAAUAGGGCGGCGCCGAGGGAGUCGUGUAUAGUCGUGCUCGUUGUUGCUGCCGCUGUUGCUGGGAGAUUCCAGCAGUGGGACAACUGCACUGAAUGGCAAUGCAAGCACAUGAGUUGUUCAGAAACCUACGAAUGCCAGAACUUGGGGAUGUCAGGCAGUACGUGCGCACCCUCCCGACAAAUACCCUGAUGGGCUUCGGUGCUUUUGCAGCUCUCACGACCUACUGGUAUGCUACAAGACCAAAAGCACUAAAGCCACCAUGUGAUUUAACAAUGCAGUCUGUGGAAGUAGAGGGUGGUGAGCAUGCUAGAAGAUCCUCUCUUCUUAAAAGCGAUGAUCUUAUGAUUUACUACUAUGAUGAUGUGAGAACAGUUUAUGAUCUCUUCCAAAGGGGUGUGCAUGUAUCAAAUAAUGGUCCAUGUCUAGGUGUUAGAAAACCAAACCAGCCCUACGAGUGGAUCUCCUAUAGAGAGGUUGCAGACAGAGCUGAAUAUGUGGGCUCUGCAUUACUCCACCGAGGCUUCAAACCAUCUCAUGUUCAAUAUAUAGGAAUCUUUUCACAAAACAGACCUGAGUGGGUUAUCAUUGAACAGGGAUGCUAUUCAUACUCCAUGGUUGUGGUGCCACUUUAUGACACAUUGGGAACUGAAGCAAUUUCAUACAUUGUGAACAAAGCUGACUUGCAGUUGGUUUUCUGUGACAAACCUGAUAAGGCCAAGCUUCUGCUGACUGGUGUGGAAAAAGGGGAGACUCCAAUACUCAACACUAUUGUUAUCAUGGAGUCUUUUGGCACAGAUCUUGUGGAACGUGGCAAAAAAUGUGGGGUGGAAGUCUUCAGUAUGAGAGAAAUAGAGGAGCUGGGAAGAACACACAGGCAAAAACCUAUGCCUCCAAAGCCAGAAGAUCUAGCAGUCAUCUGUUUCACCAGUGGAACGACAGGAAACCCCAAAGGAGCAAUGAUCACUCAUCAAAAUAUAGUCAGCAAUGCUUCAGCUUUUGUGAAAAGUACAGAGAAAACAUUUAUGCCUUCCUGUGAUGACGUUCUGAUAUCAUUCCUGCCCUUGGCUCAUAUGUUUGAGAGAAUUGUUGAGUGUGUGGUUCUGUGCCAUGGAGCUAGGAUAGGAUUCUUUCAAGGGGAUAUCAGACUACUUAUGGAUGACCUAAAAACACUGCAGCCCACUGUAUUUCCAGUAGUACCAAGACUGUUGAACAGAAUGUUUGACAAGAUUUUUGGACAGGCAGAUACUUCAUUGAAAAGGUGGAUGCUGGAUUUUGCUUCCAAAAGGAAAGAAGCAGAGCUCAGAAGUGGCAUAGUUAGAAAUAACAGCUUCUGGGAUAAAGUCAUCUUCCGCAAGAUACAGGCAAGUUUGGGAGGAAAAGUAAGGCUGAUGGUUACGGGAGCAGCACCUGUAUCUGCAAGUGUACUGACCUUCCUGAGGGCAGCUCUUGGAUGUCAGUUCUAUGAGGGUUAUGGACAGACUGAAUGCACAGCUGGAUGUUCGCUGUCGCUGCCUGGUGACUGGACAGCAGGUCAUGUUGGAGCACCCAUGCCAUGCAGUAUCAUCAAGCUUGUUGAUGUACAAGAAAUGAAUUACUUGGCUGCAAAAGGAGAGGGUGAGGUGUGUGUAAAAGGGCCAAAUGUGUUUCGUGGCUAUUUGAAAGAUCCAGAAAAAACAGCAGAAGCUCUGGAUAAAGAUGGCUGGCUUCACACAGGAGAUAUUGGGAAAUGGCUACCAAAUGGUACAUUGAAGAUCAUUGACCGGAAAAAACACAUAUUUAAACUAGCCCAGGGAGAGUACAUAGCACCAGAGAAGAUAGAAAAUGUGUACCUGAGAUCUGAAGCACUUGCUCAGGUGUUUGUCCAUGGAGAGAGCUUGCAGGCUUUCUUAGUGGCUGUUGUGGUACCUGAUCCUGAGACUUUGCGCAGCUGGGCCAAGAAGAAGGGAAUUGAAGGCUCCUAUGAAGAGCUAUGCAAAAACAAGGAUGUGAAAAAGCACAUUCUGGAAGACAUGGUGAGGAUUGGGAAAGAAUCUGGUUUGAAGUCAUUUGAACAGGUCAAGGACAUUGUCUUGCACACUGAAAUGUUUUCUAUUGAAAAUGGCCUGCUGACACCAACACUGAAGGCGAAGAGACCAGAACUGCGAAAAUAUUUCCAAAAACAGAUAGAUGAACUCUAUGCCAAUGCCAAAAUGUAACUGAGAAUGGAAUGAAGGUGGCACGUGUCUGUCUACUGUUGGCCUUCAUAUCUGUAAUUUGACUACAGCAAACAUAGGGAAGGAAACUGUGCAAUCAUUGACUUGUACAAAAAUGGGUACUUGCCAUAGGAACAUUGAAGAAAUGGAACACUGCCUUACUGUCAAGUUGUGUUGCAUACUGUUUUUAUGGUGACCUACAAUUUCCAAAAAGAGCCUUAACUAUAAAUGGUAACUAUAUCUAAGUUAUUUAAAACAUCCUUGGCCAAAAAUGGGACUCUCCUUCACCAAGGAACUAAGGUUUUCUUAUUGCCAGCAUGUUUGCUGUCUGCAGUGUAUUUAGCAGUUGUCAAUUCCACAAAGGAUUUGGCAGGUUGGAAAAUGCCUCUAAGUAUCUUACAUUGUCAGAGGAUUAAUUGAUCUCUUAAAAUCAACCACCAGAAAGACCCCACACCCUUACAGCUGUGUAACUGGUACUUCUUGUAUUAGUCCUAAUAUUAACUGAGUAUUUUGGGGUGGUUUUUUUCCCUUCCAGACCUGCAGCAAAUUCUGAGAUCUACUUCUAUAAGGUAGAAGUCAGAGCUCCAUGCAAAGGAGUUCCUCAGAGCAAGUCUGUAUUUGGUGGUUCUGCCCUAGAAGUGUGGAUGCAGUUAAUUCAGCAAGUGUAGCCUUUGCUACACUAACACAUCCAGAGUAAUACCAGCCCUGUACACAAACAGAUCCUAGCUCUGGCAAGAACACUAGAGACAUAAAACCAAAACCAUUCAGGAGGCUGGGCUACACUAACAAUCAGGUAAACACUGCACCUGUACUAGCCCCUUGUUUUCCCUGUAAUGAAUAUGUAUUUAAAAUGCAUUUUUUAAUGUGCCAGGUCCUCUGUAAGCAGAAGAGCUUCUGACAUAACCUCUUAGUUUUCUGUGCUUUAUGUAUGAGCCACUGAGUAUUCUUCACUGAAUAGCAAAAUAAGUCAGGUACAAUGUUUUUUUUUGCCUGAUGCUUUGCAGCAAUUGGAAGUAUUUAUAUAUGCCAACAGAACUGUUGGUACAGACUAGGUAUUUGUUCAGGGAUGAAAACCUAAUUCCCAGAUAAAUUACAAAAAUAACUAGUUACCUUUUUGUUUGAGAAAUCAGCAGAAAUAAAGCCUUAUUACAGGUGAAGUCUUGCUAUCCUUAACAGAGUUGGUUUUGCAUCAGCAUUCAUUGCUGUUUUUGAAAACAUGGAUAUGUAAAAUACAAGCACAACAAGGUUUGCACUAAGGUUUGUGUGUGAUUGUAAUGCACUACUCUGUAGCAUAAUUUCAUACAUGUGUGCAAUUCAGGUACACAAAUCCAAGUCAACUGUUAGAGCAGUAGUUUGUUACAUUGGAAUUCAAAUGUUUGCUUAGUGUUGGCGAUUUCUAUGUUUUAUAAAACCAAAACAAUUUUCAAAACCAAUGAAGGAAACCAAAAUAAAUUUCUGCAUUUCAACUCAGUGAAGUGUUUCUUAAUCAGGGAAAGUUGCUGCUGAUGAACAGGUGUAAUUUGGUAACUCUUAACAUGAUGUAAAAAUAAAACUGCUGCUACAAAUGUACUAACUACAUGAUAAAUGCUGGUUGUUGAAACUUUA